AUGACUUCGCCCCACUCGAAUCCCAAAUCCGGAAAGAACAACCAGAAACUGAUCGAUGAUGCAGAUCCAUCCCUGCCCGCCGUGGGGUUGAAAGGAGGACGAAAUCACGCCUGGCUGAGGACUCGGGAGGCACUGCGGUACGUGCACCGGCAUCACUCGGACGACGCGGAUUGGUUCCUCCAAGCAGACGAUGACACCUACGUCAUCGUGGAGAACCUCCGCCACAUGCUCCUCGACCGCGACCCACUGGAGCCAGUCGUCUUCGGCUGUCGGUUCGAGAAGGUCGUCGAGCCGGGCUCCGUGAGCACCGGAUCAGGAUAUUUACUGAGUCGAGAGGCACUGAAGAGACUCGUGGAGAAGGCCCUCCCCUCCCACACGUCCUGCCCCGUUUGUUGUUCUGAAGGCGGAGAUGAUGUCGCUUUUGUGCAGUGUCUGCGCGCAGUGGGGGUGGAGAUAGAAGAAUCGCGGGACCCCUCGGGACGCUGGCGGAUGUUCCCAUUCGUGCCAGAGCAUCACCUCCUCCCCGAUGCAGAGGAGGUGUGGAGCUGGUUCAGGAGCGCGACGUCGUUCCCCUACGCGGAAGGACUGGAGUGCUGCUCGGACGCGGCCGUCUCCAUCCAUUACGUCUCGCCCGAACUCAUGUACAUUCUCGAGUACUUCAUCUACCAUUUGCGGCCCUAUGGCGUCGCUCCUGUGUCCCGCAGUGACGAGGGCGAGGUCAGAUGUUGA
Darwinula stevensoni is the source of this 729-nucleotide messenger RNA. The record is from the annotation of a GenBank genome assembly. NCBI's taxonomy places the organism in Eukaryota, Metazoa, Arthropoda, Ostracoda, Podocopida, Darwinulidae.